UUUCCCCAAAAGUAAUAAGAGGCUGGAUAAUCGACAGCUUUCCUUGUCAAAUAGUUUAAUUAAACGUUGCUGCGCCGAAUGAUGAAACGUCAGGGAUUCUGCAAAUCAACAGUUAUUCGUUUUGAAAAAUGCAAAUGCAUAAAUAAAUGGAUUUAAUGUGGUUGGACAAAGGGCAAACAAGUUACGUUCAGGAUUUAUUUCAUAUUUAACACAAUCAUGUUCUUAUGGUGGGCGACAUGUUAUUAUUGAUGGUCAAUAGUACAAAUGCAGUGUUAUGCAAAUCUGUACACCCUUGAAUACAGAAGCAAUUUCAAUCGGACACAAACUAUAAUGAUAAACGGUCCAAAACACAAGCAACCAAGAAGUUGGUUUGCGGGGUUGGUUCAGCUCAGGACGUAACGGGUUGACUUGUAACAGGAAGGUCGCUCGUUGGAUCUCCGGCUCCUCCUAGCGAGUUCAGGUGUCCCUGAGCAAGACGCGUCACCCUGACUGCUCCUGACGAGCUGGCUGUCGCCCUGCGUGGUUGACUCCGCCGUCGGGGUGUGAAUGUGUGUAUGAACGGUUGUAAGUCACUUUGGAAAAAAGCGCCUGCUAAAUUUGAAUGUUAAUGUUGCUCAUUGCCUUGUUUUUUCUUUUCUUUCUUCCGGCAGAUUCCUUUGUCAACAGCCAAGAAUGGACACUGAGUCGAUCAGUUCCAGAGCUGAAAGUGGGCAUUGUGGGUAAUCUGUCCAGCGGGAAGUCUGCUUUGGUCCAUCGCUACCUGACUGGCACAUACGUGCAGGAGGAAUCUCCCGAAGGUGGUCGAUUCAAGAAGGAAAUCGUGGUGGACGGACAGAGCUACCUCCUCCUGAUCAGAGAUGAGGGAGGGCCUCCAGAAUUACAAUUCGCCGCCUGGGUGGAUGCGGUGGUGUUUGUCUUCAGCCUGGAGGACGAGAUCAGCUUCCAGACCGUCUACAACUACUUCCAGCGUCUGUCCAACUACAGGAACACGGCGGAAGUUCCCAUGGUGCUGGUGGGAACGCAAGAUGCCAUCAGCGCCGCCAACCCCCGCGUGAUCGACGACUCGCGGGCCAGGAAGCUGUCCAACGACCUCAAGCGUUCGACGUACUACGAGACCUGCUCCACCUACGGCCUCAACGUGGAGAGAGUCUUCCAGGACGUGGCCCAGAAGGUGGUGGCCCUGAGGAAAAAAGCAGCAGCUGUCCAUCGGCCCUGCAUCCUGCCCAACUCCCCCAGCCACUCGUCUGUCCCCUCGGCGUCUAUCCCUUCGUCCACAUCAACCAGGUAACCCGGGUAACCCUUC
Molecule: messenger RNA, 1303 nt
Organism: Gadus macrocephalus (Pacific cod)
Lineage: Eukaryota; Metazoa; Chordata; Actinopteri; Gadiformes; Gadidae
Product: arf-GAP with GTPase, ANK repeat and PH domain-containing protein 3-like
Cellular component (GO): nucleus
Molecular function (GO): GTPase activity; GTP binding
Source: RefSeq, a predicted model, not a curated record